UGUUGUGUUGUAGCUAGCUGCUAUGGCUUGUAUAAUCUGUGCUAAGGCAACUGUACCUCAGAGAAGAGCAAUACUGCAGUCCAAGUGUAAUUCCCAGCUGAUUCCUGCACUUUCUUAUUUAAUCGAAAAGGUUCUUCAGACGGAAGAAAGUCCUACAGUAGUAGAUGUACACAAUCUUCUCGUAUCAGACAAGGCUGGAACACUUACUUACCUCUGUUCUAAAUGCUGCACUAAGCUAUCUCAUUUUAGUGAUGUAGAAAAGAAGCUCAUUGAUUCCCUGAAGGAAGGAAACAUUACCAAUAGAAUUGCUGGUUUGGUGGCACACACUAGUCAGGCUCAAUCUGCUCAGAAUGAUCAGCCUGGGUCCCAGCCUGCUAAACGAAAUCUAGAAGAACAGCACACACCAACAUCAAAGAAACAGAAAAGAGCUGCUCCAUUAUCAGUUGUCGUUGGAUACAAGUCCCAACCAAGAACCCAUGUUCCUACUCCUAGACGUGGUAAAAUUGUUCAUUUGGUUGUAAGAGGCACACCAUCAUCUGUUGCUAAGCAGAUACUAAAGCACCCUAAUUACUCUUCGAAAAUGGUCGAAGAAAUUUGGAAGAUGAUUAAGAAGGAGCUGACCACUUUAUGUUCUGAUAACGCCAAUUCAAUGCUUCUAAGGUCCAGUAAUAAAUCUGAUCUAAUGCAAUUUACAUGGGAUCAAUUCUUAUCUGAAGUUGUGAUGAAACUGAGCCCGAUUGUCACAUUUGAUGACUCUGUUGUUGAAGCAGAGUUACUUAAUAGCUCCAGUGACGAUGUUGUAUUUGAUACUUUAGGAAAUGAUUUUUUAUUUGAUGAUGAUGUUGACGAUGCUAUUGCUGUUGAUUGUUCAGCUGUUGAUGCUGCUGAGGAAACAGAAUUGAUGGAGACAUGUAAUGGUGAUGAAACUGACAAUCCUAUUUUAGUAAGACGUGAUGAUGAAGUGAUCAGUGAAGCCAAAUGGAAUGGUUUCAAACUAUGUGGUGACAACAUUGACAAAACAGUUAAGCCUAGGAACAUGACAAUCUCAAAACAAAGUCAGAGUUUCAAUUAUUUCAAUUCUUAUGCUGUUCUUGACAGAAUUGAUAUGUCCUUAUGUUCAGAAGAAGCACCUUUAAUUGAUCUAGAACCUGAUAUGGGUUCAAUACUACCUUCAAAUGACAACAAAUUGUCAAUUAUACGCAAUAUGGCAGUUCUAGUUGCUCGUAUUCUUGUUAAGAAUAUUUCAUUCUUCAAGCUGCAUUUUGAGGAUGCUGUUGAGUACCACAUCAAGCACAAAUUUACUAAAGAAAUGAGCACAAAGUCAGAGGUGGUGAAUUUAGGAAUUUAUUUGCACAGUGAAAGAAGUUACGAUGAAUUUUUACAAAUAUUGGAUAAACUUGAAAAGUAUAUUCCUAAGAAAAUUGUUGAGCAUGAUGGCUUGAUGCGUGAAGUACACCACCAGGUUUUGUUAGGUGGUGAUCAAAUGACUGCUGCUAGGGCACGUGGGUCCAAAAUGAUUCGGAUGAAUUCAACCACUGAUUCAAAGCGACUCACUGGUUUACUACCUGUUUCAGAAGAUUGGCAUACAAAAGUCAUUUUGCUAGAGGUAUAUUCUUACACAAAGUAUAAUGUUCAUUGUAUUUGUGACCAUAAUUGA
Molecule: messenger RNA, 1657 nt
Organism: Amphimedon queenslandica
Lineage: Eukaryota; Metazoa; Porifera; Demospongiae; Haplosclerida; Niphatidae
Exons: 6
Coding region: 23-1657 (544 amino acids)
Source: RefSeq, a predicted model, not a curated record